AUGGAGAAAGUGCGGGUCGCACCCGCGCUCACCAAAGGCUCGAGAGUCGUCAUCGAGUUGUUGAUGGGGCUGUACGUUCUGCAUCCUUUCUACGUGUGGUUGCUGUGGAGAUACUGGUGGCUUCGACCCAUGAUCCAGCAGUCAUUUCGGACCUUCAUGCAGAAGCGUUGCCUAGCCGAUAUGCCGAACCACACGACUCUUCGGAAGACCUAUCUCAAGAAACUCUUCGAGGAAACCAUUCACAGGAUCAGAUGUUCCAUCGGAGACGAUCGAAUCUGGAUAUCUAUCGAUGAGACAACUGAUAUCGAGGGACAAUUUGUUGUCAAUACAAUCAUCAGUGUUCUCAAUCCCGAUACGCCAUCCGUCCCGUUCCUACUCUACUCCGAUAUUGCCGAAAGAACCAAUCACAUCUCCGUGGCUGAGGCUUUCACGGAUUCUCUGAAUUUACUGUGGCCCGACGGAGUCCAUCAUGGAAGAAUUUUGCUGUUUGUGACCGAUGGAGCCUCCUACAUGAAGUCAGCCGCUCAAUGUUUGCGUGUACUCUUCCCUAAAAUGAUACACGUCACUUGCGUCGUUCAUGGACUUCAUCGACUGUGUGAGGAAAUUCGCGUGUUAUUCCCCCAAGUAGACAACUUGAUCGCGCAUAUGAAAAAGGUAUCCUUGAAAUCUACCUCACGAAACCAGACGCUCCGAACGAUUGCUCCGACUGUGCCCCAGCCUUCACGACCGAUCAUUACUCGUUGGGGAACGUGGAUCGUGGCCGCGUUGUAUUAUGCGGAACAUUUCGGAGCACUUCAUCAAAUUGUCGAUGAACUUGAUUCAUCGGAAGCGGCGGCUAUCGCCAAAUCGCAGGAGCUUUUUCGGUACUCUGGUGUGAUAGCGAAUCUCGCUUUCAUAGCAGCCAAUUUGUCCGAGUUUCCUUAG
This is a messenger RNA of Galendromus occidentalis (western predatory mite), 924 nucleotides long. RefSeq lists its product as uncharacterized. The transcript has 2 exons. Bases 1 to 924 code for a protein of 307 amino acids. NCBI's taxonomy places the organism in Eukaryota, Metazoa, Arthropoda, Arachnida, Mesostigmata, Phytoseiidae. The record is from RefSeq and is a predicted model, not a curated record.